Molecule: messenger RNA, 1965 nt
Organism: Microdochium trichocladiopsis
Lineage: Eukaryota; Fungi; Ascomycota; Sordariomycetes; Xylariales; Microdochiaceae
Product: major facilitator superfamily domain-containing protein
Exons: 3
Coding region: 1-1965 (654 amino acids)
Biological process (GO): siderophore transmembrane transport
Molecular function (GO): siderophore-iron transmembrane transporter activity
Source: RefSeq, a predicted model, not a curated record
AUGGCCUCCCACGCAGCCAUCCCGGGCCAUGACAAGCACGACGGCGUCGGCCCCGGCUCUCCUGCCCGCCGCAGGAGCAACGACUAUGGCCAGAGCACGAGCCCCAAUGCUGGCGGCGACCUUGAGCAGCCGUCUUUGUCGUCAGCUGAGGUCUCAGGCGGGCAGGACGGCGUCAAGGCAAUUGAGGCCAUCUCCAUGACCUGGACAAAAUGGGGUCUCAUCGCCGCCUAUUUCAGCAUCUUCCUCAUGGCCUUCACAACCUCGCUCGAGGGCCAGGUCACUUACUCGGUCGUCGCCUUCGCCACCAGCGCCUUUGGCGAGCACUCGCUCAUCUCAACCGUCUACACCAUUCAGGGCGUCGUUAACGCCGUCAUAAAGCCCCCCAUGGCCAAGAUUGCAGACGUCUUUGGCCGCCUCGAGGCCUUUACCUUGUGCAUCCUGCUCUAUGUGCUCGGCUACAUCCAGAUGGCCGUGUCCAACAACGUCGAGACGUUUGCCUCGGCCCAGAUCUUCUACUCGGCCGGGUCCCAGGGCCUCGCCACCCUUCAGCAGAUCUUCAUCGCAGACACCAGCGACAUGCCCAACCGCGCCCUCUUCUCCAGUCUGCCCGACACCCCCUUCCUCGUCACUAUAUGGAUUGGGCCCCUCAUCGGCACGGCCAUCCGCCUGUCCUCAACCUGGCGCUGGGCCUACGGCAUGUGGGCAAUCAUCUUGCCCGUCACUUUCUUGCCCCUGGCCGUCACGCUGUUUCUCAACAGCCGGCGAGCCAGGAAGCUGGGUCUCAUGGCCCCAGGGACCAAGAGCUUUAGCGUCAAGGGCGUAGCCCGGACGAUCUGGGUCGACCUUGACCUCUUGGGCAUGAUCCUGCUCAGUGCCGCGUUUGGCAUGAUUCUCGUGCCGCUCACCAUUGUGGCCGUCACUCCGGGCGGUUGGCAGUCGCCUAUGAUCAUUGGAGUCAUCGUUGGCGGGUUUGUUAGCCUUGUCCUCUUUCUGCUGUGGGAGUCGUGGGCCAGGUUUGUGCCGUACCCGCUCAUCCCGCUUGGGCUCCUCAAGUCACGCACGUUCAGCGCUGGCUGCGGCAUAGGUUUCUUCUACUUCAUGGCCUUUUAUCUCUCCGUCCAGCCAUACUUCAACUCAUACCUCCUCGUCGUACACAACCAGUCCGCCAUCACGGCUGGCUACAUAACGCAGACAUUCUCCUUUACCUCGACUGUGGCGUCUGUCGUAAUCUCCAUCAUAAUCAAGUACACCAAGCACUACAAGUACUAUGUCGUGGCGGGAAGCCUGAUCUACCUGCUUGGGAUGGGCCUGAUGGUCCGCUACCGCACGCAGGACGCCACCGUCGGCACGCUCGUCGGCACGCAGAUCGUCAUCGGCAUCGGCGGGGGCAUGCUCAACGUGCCCGCGCAGCUCGGCGUCCAGGCCUCCGCGAGCCACCAGCAGGUCGGCGUCGCGACGGCCGUGUUCCUAACGCUCGUCAGCAUCGGCGGCGCCGUGGGCAGCGCCAUCAGCGGCGCGGUCUGGGGCCAGCUGCUACCCGCCAAACUCGCCGCGUACCUGCCCGACGGCGUCAAGGACCAGGCCGGCACCAUCUACGGCAGCGUGAAUGUCGCGAGCGGCACGUGGGCCCCUGGCACGCCGGAGCGGGAUGCCAUCAACCGUGCAUACGACGAGACCAUGAAUACCCUGCUCACCAUUGCGUGCUGCAUCUGCGUGCCCGUCGUGGUGCUUGGGCUGCUGAUGAGGAACUACAAGCUCGAUCAGAUGGACCAGGGUGUUAAGGGGAGGGUCAUUGGUGGGGAGGUCUCGGCUGAUGAGAAGAAAAGGAUUGGUGAUGGUCAGCAUCACGGUGGUGUGACGGCCGAUGUCGAAGGGAGGAUGCAUGCUGAUGGGGGAGGACGACGCUCGUUGAGGGGCAGAGGUGGCCCUCGGUCGUGGUUUCGGGGCAGAGCUGUUGCGGACUGA